AUGCAUAUUAAGGUCCUUUGUUUUUUCGCCCUUAUAGCAGCGGCGGCUGCUCAGCAUGGACACCACGCGCACUCCUCGCAGCACAUCUCUAAGCACGAUGAACAUCCUCAAGAGGUCACCAUCAAGGAUCACCACGGACACGAGAAGCACGUCGACUAUUACACUCACCCCAAAUACAAGUUCGAGUAUAAAGUGAACGACGAGCACACCGGCGACCACAAGACGCAGAACGAGCACCGCGAGGGAGACUCCGUGCAUGGUUUCUACAGCCUGCACGAGCCCGACGGCUCUGACAGACAUGUCCACUACCACAGUGACCAUCACACCGGUUUCCACGCCGAUGUCAAGCACAGCACCCACCACAUCGUUCCUCAUCAUCACCAUCACCAUGUAAUAUGUUUGGCUGCUGCAGUACUUGUGGUCGCAGCACAAAAUGAGCACGAGCAUAAAAUUGCGCAUUCUUCGCAGUACAUAACACGCCAUGACGGCCCAGUGCUAAAGGCGUAUAUAAAAGAGCAUAAACAUGAGCAUAGCCAUGAGCAUAAACAUGAGCAUGGACAAGAGAAUAGCCACGAGCAAAAUCAUGAGCACAGCCAUGAGCACUGGCACGAGCUGAAACAUGAAGAUAGUCAUGAAAACAAGCAUGAGCAUGGAUACGAGCACUGGCAUGAGCAGAAACAUGAGCAUGGACAUGAACAUGGACACGAACACUGGCACGAAGAGAAACAUGAGCACAACCAUGAACACAAGCAUGAGCAUGGGCUCGAGCAUUGGCAUGAACACAAACAUGGGCAUGGACACGAGCAAAGCCAUGAGCACAAGCAUGAGCACAAACACGAACCUGCCCAUUCCUCACAGCACAUCUCCAAGCACGACGGACAUGCGGAAAUCGUCACCAUCAAGGACCAUCACGGACACGAGAAACAUGUUGACUACUAUACGCAUCCCAAGUACGAGUUCAAGUACGAGGUGGAGGACAAGCACACGGGCGACCACAAGACGCAGCACGAGCACCGCGACGGCGACGUCGUCAAGGGCUUCUACAGCCUGCACGAGCCCGACGGCUCCCUCAGGGACGUGCACUACCACAGUGACAAAAAGACUGGUUUCCAUGCUGACAUCAAACACAGCACCCACCACAUCGUUCCUGAGCACCAUCACCACCACUGAAUAAAUUCCUGUUGUUGAGUCUUUUUUAAAUAUUGUUGUUAAAUU
Molecule: messenger RNA, 1215 nt
Organism: Cydia amplana
Lineage: Eukaryota; Metazoa; Arthropoda; Insecta; Lepidoptera; Tortricidae
Product: histidine-rich glycoprotein-like
Exons: 7
Coding region: 1-1170 (389 amino acids)
Cellular component (GO): extracellular matrix
Source: RefSeq, a predicted model, not a curated record